GUCCGGUGACAUCACAAGCUGUAACAUUACUUGGCUAACUUGUGUAUUUUUCUUAGACAUUACACCGCCCGUGUUCAUUCUCUGAACGGUUCGGCCUGGUUGAGUAAUCCCCGGACAAGAAACGCACGGCCCGGGUUCUCAGUUUAAAUCCUACCCAAGCUGUCGAGCGUUUAUUUUCAGGGAAGUUGUCCCGGGUCAAACUAGCAACUUGGAAGCUGGUGUGGCACAAAAUAGAUCACGCAGCUUCUUGUAGACAUCACAGUGCGUUUCUUUCCUCUUCCAUCUCUAGUCUAGCGGGUCCGCAGACGUUAACGGUUGCAGGGACGAUGGUUUUACUGAAAAACCUCCGUCCUCCCACCGAGGGAGUUCGGCAUGAGCAAGCUGACACCACAGCGGUGCUUGACGGCCAGAAGCUGGGCUGCGGCACGCUGUACGUCGCCGAAACGCGCCUGUCAUGGUUUGACGGCUCAGGGAUGGGUUUCGCCUUGGAAUAUCCCAACAUCGGUCUGCAUGCCAUUUCCAGAGACGUCAGCGCUUACCCUCAAGAACACCUAUAUGUCAUGGUCAAUGGCAAACUCAAAGGUGAUAAUGAGGCAGAAAUGGCAGAGAAAGCAGCUGAUGAUGAAGGAGAUGACAGCAGUGACAGCAGUGAUGGGGAUGAUGAUGAAGAUGGACCAAUCACAGAGAUUCGGUUUGUGCCCAGCGACAAGGUGGCAUUGGAGUCCAUGUUCUCAGCAAUGUGUGAAUGCCAGGCGCUGCACCCCGACCCAGAAGACGACGACUCUGACAAUGACUUUGAAGGAGAAGAGUACGACGUAGAGGAGGCUGGUGAGGGAAAAACGCAUAAAUACACACAUGUACAGUGUUCAUACAAACACACACACGCACACACACAUUCUGUUGUCAUCAGUCUAUGAGCGACUUGUCAACAGUGUCAUAAGAUAUUAACAUGACAACUUCUUGUUGAUUAUGAUGUUCUGAUGUCUGAUGAUGUGAUUAAAAAAAAAAAAUGCAGCUUAGCAGCUUGGUAAAGACAGCAGUUCAAAAUAAAUGUAGGGACAGUGAUGAAAGAGAGCUGGUUUUGGCCAUCUCUCUCCUUCUUUUGUCUUUAUCCAUUUUUACAUCUUGUGUAAGCAGUUUUUCAGCAGACAGAAUAAUAUAACAUGCUGUAGACGGAGUACAAAAUGUUGACUCCGCUUCCUCCUCCUGUCUCUGUUUGUCUCUCCCUAUUUGUUACCUGGACUCUUCGAUUGCAGAGGCAGGUAAGAUGUCCAGCAAUCAUCACUGCACAAUUACACAACUAAAGUACUUCUGUUGAACCUUUAUAAGACAAAUUGUGUCCCUUGAGAAUCAAACACAGAAGUACAGAAAGUUGGCACUGAAUGCUUUUUCUUAUUCUUAAACCUCUAGUUUUAUGUUAAAAUACUGAUUAUUAAUGCUAAAUAGAGUUUAUGUAAAGUUUUACUGUAUGGUCAAUACCAAACACAUUUCUGCUGUUAUAACCACCGUCUCUCCUCCAACAUUUAGAGCAUGGCCAUGCUGACAUCCCGACAUUUUACACCUGUGAUGAGGGUCUGUCGGCACUCACGCAGGAGGGCCAGGCUACGCUGGAGAGGCUGGAGGGGAUGUUAGCCCAGUCAGUCGCUCAGCAGUACCACAUGGCUGGGGUGCGAACUGAAGAAACCAACGCUGAAUUUGAAGAUGGUAUGGAGGUGGAUACAGCAGCAACGGAGGCUGGUCAGUUUGAGGACGCAGACGUCGAUCACUGAUGGGAGCAAUCUCAGCAGCCAAUCAAAGCACCAGUGUUGCGUCAUGGGAUUGGAGAAGAGGACAACAGCACUUCUUUAAGGCUCUCAGCUCUGACUUAUACUCUCUUGUCAAACAAAAAAAUGUUCCCAUGUAAGUCAUCUCACUAGGCUUUUGUAACUUUCUACAUUUUCUCUUAUGUGCUGCAUUGAAGCUCACUGUUGUAUUGUUUUGUUGUUUUUCUGCUUACCAUCAUCUCUACUAAUUUGUCCAAGUCGUAUGAAUAAAGUGUGUUGUACACAGCAAAGUCAGCUACUGUAGACUAUUGAGAUGCAGCCGCACAUACCCAGAUGCUGUUGUUGACUAAAAAAAGAAAAAAAAAAAAACACUGAGUUUCUGUUUGUACCUAAUGACCAAUUUAAUAUCUGAUUUUCCUGCCAAGGAGAAGAAAUAUCUUUGUAUGAAGUUGUCAAUAAAUGCAUAGUUUUUGUA
This is a messenger RNA of Epinephelus fuscoguttatus (brown-marbled grouper), 2238 nucleotides long. It is a transcript of the gene clns1a, whose product is annotated as chloride channel, nucleotide-sensitive, 1A. Lineage: Eukaryota; Metazoa; Chordata; Actinopteri; Perciformes; Serranidae. The record is from RefSeq and is a predicted model, not a curated record. Bases 327 to 917 code for a protein of 196 amino acids. Gene Ontology annotation, cellular component: spliceosomal complex; methylosome; cytosol. Gene Ontology annotation, biological process: chloride transport; mRNA cis splicing, via spliceosome; spliceosomal snRNP assembly. The transcript has 6 exons.